UAGCGUGCCGCCAUUGAGAGUGUGUGUUGACGGUGUUCGGCCAACAUUUACAUUGACAUUGAAAGCAAAGGGGGUACACUUAGUUCGGUGUAAAAGAGAGGGAGCAUUGAAAAUUGCAAACAAUGGAAGCUGAGUUUUUGAUCGAAAAUCACGACGAACAGGUGAAAGACGAGGAUGAUGAGAGUGAUGGAAACACCAGCUUUCUGAGGGCUGCAAGAGAUGGGAACUUGCAAGAAGUGCUUGAAUACCUGAAAGGAAGCACAGACAUCAACACCAGCAACCCAGAAUUAGAUAUUGUUUCAUCUAGUCUUCUGAAUGGAUUGAAUGCUUUACAUUUGGCCUCCAAAGAAGGUCACAUAGACAUCGUGCAAGAACUUCUGAAGAGAGGAGCAAAUGUUGAAGCAGCGACAAAGAAAGGAAACACAGCUCUACACAUUGCCUCUCUUGCGGGACACCUGAACAUUGUCAAACUUCUGGUCGAUAAUGGUGCAAAAUACGAUGUACAGGCUCAUGUCGGAUUCACUCCCCUGUAUAUGGCUGCCCAGGAGGGACAUGCUGAUGUUGUUAAGUACCUCCUGUCCAGUGGGGCAAACCAGAGUCUGUCCACAAAGGAUGGAUUCACUCCCCUUGCUGUGGCCCUACAACAAGGACAUGAGCGAGUGGUCAGUGUACUUCUCGAAAAUGACACCAAGGGCAAGGUCAAACUUCCCGCCCUUCAUGUAACCGCCAGAAAAGAUGAUGUCAAAUCAGCAGCCCUCCUUUUGCAGAAUGAACAGAACAAUGUUGAUGGCCAGACUAAGACAGGAGGUCUGGUAAAUGACACUACAAAGGAUAAUCACAGUGUUGGUAGUGGCUUUACUCCUCUGCAUAUAGCUGCUCACUAUGGCAACACAAAUGUUGGAUCCCUGCUCAUUCAAAGAGGAGCAGACGUCAAUUUCAAAGCAAAGAAUAACAUCACCCCACUGCAUGUUGCUUCAAGAUGGGGAAAACCAACCAUGAUAACACUUUUACUGGACAACAAAGGCAUUGCUGAUGAGAAAACCAGGGAUGGGUUAACUCCCUUGCACUGUGCAGCUAGGAGUGGACAUGAGAAUGUGGUGGAUCUAUUAAUCGAGAGAGGUGCUCCUAAAUCUGCCAAAACCAAGAAUGGCCUGACUCCACUCCACAUGGCUGCCCAGGGAGACCACGUGGACUGUGCCAGACUUCUGUUGUACCACAGAGCACCUGUUGAUGAUGUCACUGUGGACUAUCUGACACCGCUCCAUGUGGCUGCUCACUGUGGCAAUGUCAAGACAGCUAAGCUUCUACUGGACAGGAAGUGCGAUCCAAACUCCCGAGCUCUCAACGGAUUCACGCCACUUCACAUCGCUUGCAAGAAGAACAGAAUCAAGGUUGUUGAACUUUUGUUGAAAUAUGGAGCAACCAUUGAAGCCACGACAGAGUCUGGUCUGACCCCACUCCAUGUUGCAUCUUUCAUGGGUCACAUGAACAUCGUGAUCUACUUGAUACAAAACAACGCUAAUCCAGACUUCACCACAGUACGUGGAGAGACUGCUCUCCACCUGGCGGCUCGAGCCAAUCAGACGGAUAUCAUCCGCAUCCUGCUCAGAAACGGAGCCACCGUAGACGCCAGAGCAAGAGAGCAACAGACACCCCUUCACAUUGCUUCUCGCCUUGGUAACGUUGACAACGUUACCCUGUUGCUACAGCUUGGUGCUGCUCCAGAUGCUGUUACCAAGGAUCUGUACACACCGCUACACAUCGCUGCUAAGGAAGGUCAUGAAGAGGUUGCCUCAGUGUUGCUGGAGCAUGGAGCUUCCCACGGCCUAACCACAAAGAAGGGAUUCACCCCACUUCACAUUGCUGCAAAGUAUGGCAACAUCAAGGUUGCUAGACUUCUGCUUCAAAAGGAUGCCAACCCAGACUGUCAGGGAAAGAAUGGCCUGACACCUCUUCAUGUUGCCACUCAUUACAACCAUGUCAAUGUGGCGCUCUUACUGCUGGACAACAAAGCUUCACCACACAGCACCGCCAAGAAUGGCUACACCCCACUACACAUUGCUGCAAAGAAAAACCAGAUGGACAUUGCCACCACUCUGCUAGAAUUCGGAGCAAGACCAGACGCGGAAUCUAAGAAUGGUUUCACUCCUCUGCACUUGGCAGCACAGGAAGGUCAUACAGACAUGGUGUCUCUUCUUCUGGAGCACAAAGCAGACGUCAACUCGAAAGCUCAGAAUGGAUUGACCUCCUUGCACCUAGCUGCUCAAGAAGACAAAGUAAAUGUAGCAGAAGUUCUGGUGAAGUAUGGCACAGACAUCGACCCCCAAACCAAGGCAGGCUACACUCCACUCCACACCGCUUGCCAUUUCGGCCAGAUGAACAUGGUUCGAUUCCUACUGGAGCGCGAUGCAUCUGUUAGUGCCACAACUAAGUUGGGAUACACCCCUCUUCACCAAGCUGCUCAACAAGGCCACGUACAAGUCAUUAAUCUACUGCUGAAAAACAAAGCCUCGCCCAACGCCGUCACCAAUAAUGGACAGACUGCCCUUUCAAUUGCCCAGAGACUGGGCUACAUCUCUGUUGUGGACACCCUGACCCCCGUUACUGAGGUGUCUGAGACCAUCCCUUCCACGGAAGACAAGAUCAAACUAAUGUCCCCAGAAAUCAUGCAGGAGAACCCCAUCUCAGACUCUGACGACGAGGGAGGGACUAGCAGUGAGAGAUUGUCUUGGUUGGCUAAACUGAUGACCGUUGGAAAUCAGUCGUGGUCUUCUAUGGCCAGUAGCAGAUGGGAUGAUUUUCUGCCUUCUUCUCCGUUGUUCGGAAAACCCCUCACCGAACAGCAUGUUUACCUGCCCUUUUAUGAGGGCAGCAAAAUGCAGUCUCGGGAGGACAGCAUUUCCCUCGGGGAAAAAGGAGGGAGCAUUUCCCCACUGGAUACCUCGUAUGAAAAGGACGUCUCACUGAGAACUGCCUCCACAGAUGAUGCAAGGCGCCGCAUCACGAGUGAGAUUGGUACCGCAAUGCGGUAUCCGUCUUACUUGGAACGUGGUCCGGAUUACGAGGCAGAGAUGCGCUAUUUUAGUGGAGAUUCUCUGAUGUCUCCCAGGGACAAAAGCAAAGAUAGUGUUUUUGGAGGUGAUUACUCAACGUUAGAUAGACUCGAUACUACGUCUACGAACUCCGAGUCCAAAGUUCGUGUUGUUGACGAGCAUGGUAGUGAGAUCGAUUACGAUGAUGAUUUAGAUGAUAGGAUGAAGAAGAACACGGCAGCCAAUCAAUUUACAGAGGAUUUCUACCUGCGACAAUCCGUAAGAUACGGAGCUAAUACCAGCAAACGGCCCAUCUAUCCCGGCUCUGGGUACAAGUCGCAUCCAGACAGGCCUACUGAAUCUUAUGCCGAGUCUUUUAGUGUCGAUGGUAUAGAUUUGAAUGACGAAUUCAAAUAUAUGCCUGACGAUUCAGUUCCUCAACAGGACUACUGCGAGGCCCAGAUUAUGACCUCUUCCUACGCUGCCUACACCCACGCAGCGCCCCCUGAGUCUCACCUUGGUCCCGGAAUAUCUACAGCUGACAAACCACGGGUGGGCUCGUACAGCGGCUCCUCGUUCAGUGCCAGUUUUGACCCAGACAAUGUCGCUAUUGAUCAGACACCAGCAUACUCUGGACGACUGAAAUGGAAAAGCUUCCUCAUCAGUUUCAUGGUGGACGCCAGGGGUGGGGCCAUGCGGGGCCGCCGCCACUCUGGGAUCAGGAUCAUUAUUCCACCCAACCGGGCCUCCAUGCCCACCCGGGUGACUUGCAGGCUCAUCAAGAAGGACAAGUUGAUUCAUCCCAUUCCCCUCAACGAGGGAGAGGCCCUGGCCGCCAGGAUCAUUGAGAUGGGACCCGUGGCUACCAAGUUCCUGGGACGAAUUGUCAUCGAGAUACCACACUUUGCAUCCCUACGUGGUAAAGAACGUGAAAUAAAGAUUCUGAGAAGCAACAAUGGAGAGAAGUGGGAGGAGCACUCAGUGGUUGCUACUGACGAUGCCGUGCAGAAAGCUCUGCACGAGAGCAUGGAGGAUCUGGAUUAUGAGGAUGAACUAGCUGGCAAAAGAGUAACCCGCAUUCUGACAGAUGACUUCCCACGAUACUUUGCUUUGGUCACCAAGGUGAAGGAGGAGAAACAGUGGGUGGAUGAGAAAGGUUUGAUAAUCAGCUCCACCGUGGUGCCUCAAGUCCAGGCUGUCUUCCCAGAGGGCGCUGUCAACAAGAAAAUCAAAGUCGGCCUGCAGGCACAGCCAAUCUCCCCAGACAUUGUUUCCAAACUUCUUGGAAACCGAGUUGCUGUCAGCCCCAUUGUGACUGUAGAACCAAGACGCCGCAAAUUCCACAAAAACAUCGUACUGACCAUCCCAGUACCCAAGGCUGCUCAGAAAGGCAUGAUUAAUCAGUACGGGAACGAGGCUCCAACGCUGCGUGUUCUGUAUAGCAUUUCUGGCUCCACCAAUGCCCUGCGAGAAGGGACCGAGUCUGCUGUGUGGGAUGACCUGACUGAUCAGACCGAGCUCAAGUUUACAGAGGACUGUGUGUCCUUCACCACCAGGGUGUCUGGAAGAUUCUGGUUGAUGGAUUGUCAGAACGUUGCUGAUGCUUGCCGAUUUGCCACAGAGCUUUACAAGGAUGCUAUUGUAGUUCCCUACAUGGCUCGUUUUGUUGUGUUUGCCAAGCGAACUGGAGAAGAGGAGGGAAAGCUGCGCAUGUUCUGCAUGACAGAUGACCGCAUCGACAAAACCCUCGAGAAGCAGGAACAUUUCGGAGAAGUGGCCAGAAGUCGAGAUGUAGAGGUGCUUGAAGGAAGACCGCAGUAUGUAGAAAUGGCUGGCAAUCUAAUCCCUAUCACAAAAUCUGGAGAUCAGCUCUACAUCAGUUUCAAAGCUUUUCGAGAAAACCGACUCCCUUGUCUGGUCAAGAUUCGAGACCGAGACCAGGAUCCUGCUGCUCGAGUGGCAUUCAUGAAGGAACCCAAGGUCGUUCGUGGCGAACUUCCCCAGACUCCCAUCUGUAACCUCAACAUCGCUCUACCAGAUAUGUCAACUUCAUCUUCCAUGGAAAUGGACCCAGAGGCAGCACUAGAACUCAAAAAACGAUCUUCCUUACUUAGAGAACAUGGAAUUGUUUUAGAAGAUACCAUUAGCAAUGCCAAGAUCAAUCUUUCGGAUGUUGCGGAUACCCUAAAAGGAGACUGGGUCAUUCUUGCCACACAAUUGGACAUCUCUGGAGACGAGAUCCACAAGAUCAAUAGUGACUAUAGGACGGUCAAUGAUCAAGCCUUAGCCAUGCUGUCCUUGUGGAAAGAGAAGAAAGGAGACCAAGCUACAGGCAAUGAAUUAGAAAGGGCACUUAGGAGCAUAAAACGAGAAGAUGUAGUACAGAAAUGUAUGUACAAUGUAGAAACCAUCCAAGAUGAAGUAGAACUAGCAGCAGCCAAAGUGGCCAUGGAUCAGUCAGGAUUUGACACAUUUGCAGAGGAAAUUGGAGUUCCCCAAGACUCCAUGAAGCGUAACAUGUCACUUGAUGUACAGUUUGAUGAAAAAGAUAUACAAAAGGAUUCCGAAUCUGCUGCAGAAUCACCUGCUAGUGAGGGACCUGCUCCACAGGCUUAUGAAGAAGAUUCUGCUCGGUCUCACUUUAAAGACGACGUUCUGGUCGCCGAGAUCAGUGAGCGUCGGGCUCUGGCUAAGGACCCAGAAAAGCUAGAGAAAACCAGGGAUGACUUCUUCGAUUUAAUUGACAAAUUGGAUAAAUACAAUGAGUUUAAGGAAAGACAAGAGCAGACCGAGCACAGUGCAGAUAUGGAGGAAUCACAAACAAUCACUGAGGAAGAGUUAACCUCCACCAAACAGGACCGACCCAAAUCUGAUGAGAUUAUUGCCAAGGUGGAGGAGCUUGGCCAGCAGAUGGCCCCCGUCCCUGCACAAGAGCCCACAGAAGAUGAGGAGGGCACUAAAACACCACCCCCCAGCCCUGUAGAGGGAGAAUUUGUAUCAGAACAAGGAAAACUGGUUCAUGAAAUCGAGGAUGCUGUUGAACAUUCUCUUCAAGAAGAAAAUGAGGAAGAAGAGGAGGAGGAAGUGGAAAAAGAGGAGACAAUUAUCGAGGAGACCUUUCAGGAGUCAGAUGAUGGUAUCGUAUGGAGGACCAUUCGUAAAACUACCAUCAUUACUCCUGAAGGUCAAACCGAAAAAUUUGAAGUUUUAGGAGAGGAAAUUAAAGCUCAACAAGCAGCAGUUGACGAGCUGGCAGCUAGACUUUCGAGCGCUGAAGAUUUCGCAGAACACCCAGGGGAAACGGAGACGGUCAGGGAAGUUGUUGCUUCACAGGAAGUGCAGACAACUGAGUCUGCUGCUAGACAAACAACAGUGCAAGUUGGAGAAUCUGAUGUUGACACUGGUUUCCCAUUUAUAUCUGACCAAAAGGAGCCAGAUAUGGAGAAGCUUGUUGAAAGUUUGAAAACUGACCUGUAUGAAAAAGAAAGGACAGAAAAAAGUGGUAAUGAGUCUGACGUUUCAUCGUCAGCAACAUCAGACACUGAAGGAGAAUUCAAUAUUGAUCCUCUACCAUCAACAGCUCCAUCAUCAGAGAGUAAUAAGCCUGUUGUUGGUAGACAAAUUUCGGGCGAGAGGAAAAGGAAGAGGACAGAUUCCUUGUCUUCCUCUUCCCUCUCUGAUGUGGAGGAUAAUGUGGAUGGAAGUAUGGAAGAGAAAGAACCUGUUGUCCAUAAAUCAUCUUUACAUGAUGCCAGUGGCCAUGAACCUAAGACUAGUCAUGUGCAUUUCAAAGAAGAUCUCUCAAGUUCCUCGUCAUCUUCGUCAACAGAAGAUGAAACCAAACAGAUGCCUUCCAUAAAAACUGAAUCUGAAUCAAAUAAUGUUCAAUCCCCUGCUCCCAGUACACCAAAAAUUGACAGGAUGGAAGAAUUUCAGUUCAUAGAAAAGCCCACUACUGAGCUGAAAGGAGAAAAAGGUGCACCACAAGAUGACGAGGAUAGUAGCUAUGUGCCUGUUAAAGUAUACAAACCUGUGUUGACUGCACAGGAGACAAUUGAAGAAGGACUUAAAAUGCUGCCUGAUGUCAAGGAUGGUGGGAAGGAAAUCCAGCCAAUGGCAGACUCUGAAGUAGAGGAACAAAUUGUUCAGGCCCCAGCCCCUCCCAAAGAGCAGGAUUCAUCCUCGUCUAGUAGUAGUGAUGAAGAUGACGAAAAGAAACGUCAAGAGAGUUUCAGAGAAGGUUCAAUUGAACGAACUGAGCGUUAUGAAGAAGUUCCACCAAAGGAGCAGACGCAAAUCCGACCACACGCUGAAGGAAGCAAAGAUGACCCGCAAGUCCAACCACAUGCUGAAGGAAGCAAAGAUGACCCACAAGUCCAACCACAUGCUGAAGGAAGCAAAGAUGACCCACAAGUCCAACCACAUUCUGAAGGAAGCAAAGAUGACCCACAAGUCCAACCACAUGCUGAAGGAAGCAAAGAUGACCCACAAGGAGAAUUAUCCGCCUCUCCUGAAGUUACUGAUUCAGUGGAUGCUGUUCCGUUCACUAAAACUGUAAAACGUUUGCAACGAAUGUCAUCACAGCAACAACAAGAAGUCAUUGAGAGUGAACUUUUAGAAGAAGAAGAGUCUACCACUGAACAAGUCUUACCAGAUGGGUCAAAGGUUAAACGUAAGCGAUUUAAGUCUGGAGACUCUGGUAAAGGCGAAAAUGGAGAACAAGAAUGCAUGGAACUAGUAGAAGAAGAGGGUCCAGAAAAGGAGGACGUGAAAUUCGAGGAAGACGAAGAGGUGCUAGAUGAUGGGACUGUUCAUAGAAUAAGUCGUACUCGUCGCCAGUCAAUAAAGCAUUUAAAGAGAACUUUGAUUUCGGAAAGUGGUGAAGAAGAGAAUAUUUUCGAAGGUGAAAUAGCAGUGCCCGGAAAAGCAAAAGAGGAUGUAAUUGAAGUUUUCGAAGAGCCUGCAAAGCCAGUUACUCAGGUUGAGGAGAUAGAAGUGAAGAGAGAUGAUGGCGUUGUGGUGAAGAGGAGGAUGGUUAUGAGCAGGAUGGUCAGCAACGUGAAAACUUUCCAUCAAUCUUUCGAUGAUUCUGGAAACUUGCAGGAAGAUGAAUAUGCAAUUGAAGCCAUCAUUCCUGGUACAGAAUCCGCUUUCGUGGAAGGUGAUUCCUCCUCGAGCUCCAGUGAAUCGAGCGAAGAUGACGAUGAUGAAAAUGAUGAAGAAAUUAAUGUGGAUGACUUGGAUAGAGUGGAGGAAGAUUGCCAGAGUGGCACUACAGUCACUACUAGACAAGUUAUCAAACAGACGUUUACGUCAGGCAGCUACACAACAGACGGUGAGCCUAGGGAGUUAGAGGACACAGGACUCGUAAAACGAGUCGUGAAAAAAGUAACUUACGACCCCGGACAACCUGAUGUGAUCAGUGAUUCCACUGAAUACGAUGAUGAAGUUGGUUUGGAGGUUAAUACACCAGUAAUAACAAUUACCGAAGACAAUUCUAAACCCGCCAGUGAGGGCGACGACCAUUUGGCUUACUUUGGAUAUAAAUCCUCUCCAGAUGACACUGAACUGUGGAUUGAUGAGAAUGACUUUGAAGAAUCAGAAAAUUUCGUGGAAGUAGAACAAGAAAACAAAAAGAGUGUAGCUGAGAUUGUAAACAUGUUUGAGAAAGAUUCUCAAAUACAGUCUUCUCACUCUGAUGUAGUGGACAAAUCUAGCGCCAGUGUGUCAACAGACACGGAAAAAUGCAUUUCAACUGCAAGUACAGACGAGCAGUCGGCUGCGUACUUUGCAGAGAAGGAAGUUAUUAUAGUUGAAAAAAUUGAUUCUGAGGAUUCAAAACAAGAGAAAAAUGUGGAUGAACUUGUGCACGAUGAUGCAAAACCAGUCAGAGUACACCGUAUGGUUGAAAUUUUCGAAAAAAUCAAUAGCCAAUCUUCCGUUGAUGAACCUGCCACAGAGAGAAAAGUGCAUCAUGCAGAUAGUGUGGAAAAAUCCGUAAUAGAAACAACUAAAGACCAUGACAUUGAUCAAAAUCAGGUUCAAGGAGCACAACUCACGAGAGAUUCCACUGAACAGGCAUAUGAUAAUGUCACUGACCAAGAGGAGACAAUAUAUUCAAAGGAUGAAAAAUUCCCUCCAGAUAUUUCCAGCUCUGUAGAUUCUACAAAGGAAAUUGAAAAACCAGACGAGCUGAAUUAUAAGGAAUUGUCUAAGGAAUACGAAAUAAUAGAAGAUACAACUUCACCUCUUGUAAUAGAAACAGUUAGUCCUGUUGCCAGAAUAGUUGAAGACAUUGAAUCAAAUGUUUCACAGUUACAAAAUGCAACAUUGAUGGAACAAGUAGUUCUGACAGAGAAAGUCAGUGAAUUCGUUGUGAAUGAACUGGAACCACAAUUUUCGACUACAACUGAUGAUAUUGAUGAUGAAAAUGUGUUAAGAGUUAGCCAAGAAAGCCAAUAUGUUGAUGAAAUACAACCUCCACAUGAAGAUGUGUUAACAGUUGGAAUGCAUCCAGAGGUGUCUUCUGAAAGAGCUGAUGAAACAGAACCCACCGACUUUCAGAUAAAAAGUGUGGAAAGGGUAGAAAAUUUUAUAUCGGAAAAAGACAUUACUCCCAUUUGUGAACAGUCAAAUUUCUUGCAGGGUACAGACAGUCAGGAAUCGGUGUUACAAGCAGAGGAAACUACUGAGCCAAAUUAUUUGGAGUCCUCUUCAUUGCAAUUUGUUGAACAGUAUGCAGAUGAACAGUACAUAGAUGACAAAGAAAAUGAGCUGAAAUUAUUGAAUACAGAUAAACAAGAAACAGUCUCUGAUAUAUCUCUUGAACAACCUACUUUACUUGAUGAAAAGCAGCUGGAUACAAAAGUUGUUGAACCAAGUGCUUCAGAUGAAGAACAAACUCCCUUUACUGACCAGGAGUUUUCAACAAAUGAAGUAAAAGAAGAGAAUGAAGAAGCUGAUCCUCUGACAAUUUCAAAAGAAAUGGAUGAAACACUUCUUGCCAGUCCCAUACAAAGCAAUCAGAGUGUCGAAGUCAACAUUGCAGAUGAAUAUCAAGUUAUUGACUCACAAGAAGAACUUUCAAAAGAAAUGAGAGAGGAAGAUGAGCCUAAUGCUACUUCUAUUGAAAUUUCAACAAAAACCUUGGUCGAAUCUCAAGAUGAAUAUGAACUAGUAGCUAGUACCCAGGAAACUGCAGAAAAAUGUGUUAUUGAAAAAUCGCCCUCCGAGGAUGAGGACGAGGACUGGGAACUUCUGGAUAAAGAUGAAAUUGAGGACACUAUAGACAUCCCAGAUAAUGCAUAUGAAUAUUCUGGGGCUAAGCCUGUGCAACAUGGUUUUGGAUCUGAAGAACAAAAAGUGUUACCAUGUGUUCCAAUUUUUGAUGGCGAACCGGAGUCUGAUGAGGAUGUGUCUGAUGAUACAACUGAAAUUGCUGAUCGAUCAGAGACAUGCGACAUAGAAAGUCCUAUAGAAUUCAAACAACCCCCCGAGAAAUUGGAAGAAAGCAAUGAGACAAAAACUGUACAAUUCGACAAUAAAGUACUCGAAGUCAAGUCAACAUCAACUGGUAUUGAAUCGUCAGUAGAAACCAGAGACAUUGUUAAAGAGAGUAUUGCUUCUCUUGAGGAAGAAGAUAUCGAAAGUAUUUCAUCCACGGAAGAGUAUAAGAUCAGAAAAUAUGAAUAUGAUCAAGAAAUCAAAGAAAAGGAUACCAUUUCAAAGCAAUUUUUGGACUAUUCAACAGAACAAAAUAAAACCAGUCUACCUAUGGACAGUGAUUUAGUGCGAUCACUAGAUACUAUUGACACGGAUACUGAAGAGGAACUGAAAACAUCUGUUCACGAGAAACAUGAAUAUGAACAACUUUCUUCUCAAAAACUGUCAGAUGAGCGACCUUACGAGUCCGAUGAAGCAAGAACAGAGUACCAGUUUUACAAGACAGAAAUAAUUGAACAGGAACAAGAAUUGACCACGCCAACGCAAGAAUUUGUUGUUGACUACGAUGUUUCAACAAAUGAAUGCAAUAAGGUCGAAUUGCAGAAAACAGAGGAAGAUGACCAAGAUUUGGUUGAGAUAUCAAAGAAAAUAACUCAAGAGUCAAUGCCAUCAGACAGGGAAGAUGAAAAUUUACAAAGAAAAGAAGAAAUUGUAAAGGAGAAAGAUUUCACAUUUAUAGAUGAGACCUUAUCAAAACCACAUGAUGAGGAAUGUGAAAUGAUGAAUGAACAGGAUGCAGAAUUCCCUUCUAAAUAUGUUCAAAGUCAUCCUGCCGAGCAAAUUCAGAAGGAGUCCAUGCAAGUUGUUGAGGACGAACAAGAAACAGGAAAAACAAAUUUACCAACAGAAGAUACAAGUACUCAGGAUCUUGAAAAGGACAUUCAUGAAGCACAAAUGCAAGUUUCUAAAGAGUAUUACACAGAAACAAGUACCCUACCUGAAACAGAUCAAGAAAGUCACAAAGAUAUUUCAGAAAGUGAAUUGGAAAAAUCUGAUUCAAUUGAAGAGGAGGAGCUAGUCACACCUGUAAAAGUAGAGAGGUCACUUGAAUGUAAUAAGAUAUUUGGAGAUACUCUUAUUGAAAAGGAACAGGUUAUCCAAGUUGAUGCUGAAAUUGAAGAAUCAGAUCUACCGAGUCAAACGCAGUACAUUUACCCCGUAAUACAAGAUGAACAAAUGAAAGAAGAAAUAAUCGAGGACAAUAUAAAAGCGGAAACUAUAACAAAAACUAAUUUUGAAAUUCAUGAAGUCGAUGGUAAAAUACAUUUUAAGAAAGAAGGGUCAGCAAAAGACUCAGCAGUGGAAGGAGAUACUGCUUCAGAACAAAGAAAAUCGCUGUUUGUAGCAGAAAAAGAGCUAUCUGUCACCUCGCUCUCCGACGAAGAGUUGGUAGAAAGACCAAAAAGGAUAUCGAUUUCUCAAGACAUACGAAGUGAGGAGGUAUGUACAGAAAAAAUAACCGACGACAAUGUAGACUCCAAUGUGUUUUACCAAACUGAUGAUCAAAACAAAGAGCCAGAUGAAACAGAAAUCUUUCAAGGACAUGUAUAUUUAGCAAAAGAUUCUACUGAUUAUAGGCAAGUGAGUACAGAAACAGUGGAAGAUGAGGAUGAAGAGGUGAGUGUGAGGGAGGAACCAACAGUGACGUUUAAAGGAAGAAUUGAGCAUGACAUUAUUUCAACAGCAGAUGCAGAAAUGGAGGGAAGACCAGUGGAUUUUAUUGCUCAUUCAGCCUCGGAUGAUUUUACAGAAGAACUACAAUACAAUGAAAAUGAUUUUCUGGAUAGUACAUUGGUAAAAGACCAAGGCUUGGAUGAAAGUGACUUUGCAGCAGAACAGCAACUUGAAGAUCUUAAAACAGAAUUUUCAGAUGAAACUGACAAUGUUUCAGAUAGAAAUGAUGCAGGAGAAAUAAAAGAAAAGUUGCAUAGUGAUGACUGUCUUGAGCGUAGUCAUUUGGCAGGGACACCUGCUGAGCUACAAGAGCUACAGCUUCAGCGAUUUGAACAAGAUGAAUUGGAGGCUCCUGAUGAUGACAAGGAUGCCAAGAGUACAGAAACUGAUAUACUGGGAGUAGACAAUGAGAAAUCACUUGAUCCAGCCUGUGUCAUGGAUGAUGCUUACAUGGAAGCCACAAAUAUUGUUGGUAGGAAUGAUAAAAUUGAAGGCGAAUUCUUGGAAUCCUGUAAAGAGGAGACUGAAGAAAAAAAUACUGAGAGUAUAAAUGCAGUCCAGGAGGGUGAUUUUACCACAGAAAUUUGUGAUGAAGGGGAUGACGUUGACAUGGCAGUUUCCAAAUCCUAUACAAUUUCUGAAGAAGCAGUUGAGUUAGCCGAACACUUGGUUGAUAAAGACACAGUUGAGACUAUUGCAAUUGAUGGUGUUGAGAAUUUGGGCUUUGAGGAUUAUCCUGAUGAGGAGGAACACCUUCCAUACCAAACUGCUGAAACUAGACAUUUUGAAAUUCAAGAAGAUAAAACCGAGCCUUCACUCAGUAUUUCCCAGGAUACCUCAGAUCAUAAAACUGAGUCUGCACUCAGUAUUUCCCAGGAUAUCUCAGAUCAUAAAACUGAGUCUGCACUCAGUAUUUCCCAGGAUAUCUCAGAUCAUAAAACUGAGUCUGCACUCAGUAUUUCCCAGGAUAUCUCAGAUCAUACAAGUGCUAUGAUGGCAGAUUCUGAGGAAUAUUCAGACCAAAUUGACAGCUCAGAGCAAACACAGAGCGUCACAACAUCAUUGGAUAAAUCUGCAGACCUGUUGGAGUUUGAACAAAUUGAACGGACCAUAGGUAAACUUGAAACAGUAUAUGACACAUUUAGUGAGUCACAGAUUCUGGAUCAGCUGGAAAAAGAGAUUGACCGAACAGAGUACAAACUGGAGGUUGUUGACAUCAAUCGAUCUACUGAAACGCUGAAGUCGGAAACACAAUUUACUGCAGAUGAAAACAAGGAAACAGAAAUGAAAGAAUCUGGUUUUGAAGAUGAUGCCGUCAUUGGAGAAUUAGAUGAAACAUAUAUUGAUCGAACUGAAAGAUUUAUUACUGUUAUUGAUGAGUCAAAAGAAAUUAAAGUGCAACAAGAUGAUAGGUAUGGCCUUUUGCCCCGAGAAUCGUCAUUCCAAGAUUCUCCAAGUAAUUUCCAACAGGACAAUGGGUCUUCUAGGAAAUAUAAAGAAUCGUCGGACCAACCAGACUCUCAAAAUGAACAAAACAUGCAAAGUGACCAACUUCAGUUAGAUGAAGUUACUGAAUACACUGCUAUUCACACAAAAGAUACUACACAGGAAGAAACUGUGCCAUUCGUAUUGAAUGAUGUACAAGACCUCAAACAGAACAAAGUUGAUGCAGGAACACCCAGUGGAACAGAUGAAAGACCUUUAUCUCCAAGUUCGUACACCCUGGAAACCGACACAGAUAUGGAAGGAUCAAGAACGUUCGAGUUUGAAGAGCUUGAAGAUGCUGUUAGUGAUAUCCAAAGAGAUAACGAACAAACAGAAAAAUUUGAUGAUGCAUCCAAUGUGAAAGUCAAAGAUGAUCUCAGUGAGAAAAUUAGUGGUGUCCACUCCUUGUCAACGAGCCCAAAAGAUGCCCAGUGCCCACCUUCUCCUUCAGAAUUUACACUGGUGAUGUCACAUGAUCAGGAUAUGCUUUCAAAAGCUCUAGGUUUACAAGAGGACCUCGUUGAGACAACACAAGACAUGUCAGAGGACCAAUUACCAUCGCAUACAAGCCUCACAAAUACGAAAGAUACCGAAUUACAAAGUACCUUUCAUAAGUCAAUCAGUCUAGAUGAUACAGAAUCCUUGGAAGAAAAUAGCCAAGAGACUGUGAUAUCUCAAAAAGAUAGCAUGCAUCUAGAUGAUAUUUUCUCAAAAACCACUAAUCUGGAUAGACUAGAAGAAUGUAUUGAUGAUGAAUUAACCAAUGAGGAAGCCCUUGAUGAGAAAAGUAUGGAAACCAGUCAAGAGUUCAUCAUGUCUCAUGACCCAGAAAGUUUAUCAAAAUUGCUAGGUAUUGAAAAUACUGCCAAACUAUCAUCGGAAAACGAAUCUGAGGGUGAAGCCCAAGACGAUACAGAUGCUAAAGAAACUUGUCUGCAUGAGAAAUCACAAGUCACGCAUGAUUCAGAUGAGAGUAGCUAUAUACCGGAAGAGGACAACACCAUUGCAGAAAAUGAAAAAUUGCCCGACAGUUUACCACCAAGGGAAGCCAAUGUUAUGGGAGGAGAAAAUAUUCCCACAGUAACACCUGGUUUACAGCUCCAAAUUGACAAAUUGUCAUCAGAAUCGAGGAAUGUUUUUUCAAGCUAUGAAAAUGUCUAUGAAGGUGUUCCACUGGAUCCAAAGAUUAAUAGGUUGUCUUUGGAUGCGAGUGAAAUGGAAAUUGGAGACAGAUUUGACACCAAGCAAAUGGAUGUUCACCUACAGUCGGAUAAUCGUGCAUCUAGUUAUGAACAGGUGUAUGCUGAAGAGCCUCGCGAUCAGUCUCUUCACUUAGACCUAGCUGCUAUUGAGGAGGAUAAAAAUGAUGAUAAAAUAAGUACCUCCAGCUCAGAGGUAGCACAGCAUGAUGAUGAUGCAUCUGAUGAAGAUGCUGAAGCCUGCGAAGCAACUGAAAACAAUAUGAAUGAAACUGACGUGGAGGAACAAUUUUCUCCCGUUGUUGCUAAACCAUUUCCAAAACCUGUUGUAGAUUUACAUUUUGAAACUGAAAAUCCUAUUCUGUCUGUUACGGACUCACCCACCGAAGCCCACUCACCAUGUUACUCAAUAGAGUCUCCUGAUUUACAAGACAAAUCUACAUUAUCAAAACCAGAAUCAUUUACAGUAGGUACAUCUCCAUCAGAAUAUCAUGAACACUCUAUUCCCCCUAAAGAAUAUGAACAAGAAUUGUUGAAGGACAGCACAGACUCAAAGUCAACAGAAGAAAUAGAUGAACAAUGUCUUAUGUGCAGCUAUGAGGUCAGCAACAUAGAGGAGGAGGUAGUUUUAGACCAGUCAUCAGAAAUUCACUCUGAAACCCCAGCAAACCUCCAAAAUGAGUACCCAGAUUUUAAAAGUGAUUCAGAAAAUUUUGUUAUAGACACUUCGAAGAUGAAGCUAAUGGAAACGAGAAAUUGUAUACAAUCAGUUGAUGAAAUAUCUCCUGAAGAUCUUGAAGAAAAAGAUUUUCAAUUUGAGCUUCCUGAAAAAAAUCGAGGCUCAGAAGAUGAAGAAGGGGACUCAGAAAGAAGUUCUGAGACUAGUGAACUGACAGUGUUUGAUGAAAACUCGGGAACCUAUAUAAGAAUACCAUGGGAAAGUGCAUAUCAAUUUAGACGUCAGUUUUCAGAAACAUAUGAACAGAAUGAAACAGAAAAGAAAUUUGUGAGGACUAUGAAAAGCAUAGACCUGGGUUCAUUCUAUAGAAGGGAUAAAAUGGAGGAUGAAGAGGUAGUUGUGCGAAAAAGUAGUUUAUGUAGUACAAAGCAUAGUGCAUUCGGAAAGGAGUAUAAAAAAGAAGUUCGUUUUGCAGAGCAAAUAGUUGAUAUUACAGAAAAUGUAGACUUGGAUAGUUCCCAAAGCGAUGAAAGUGAAGAACAAGAUGAAAGAUUACCUCAUGAACCUCAUGAACAGAUUGACAAAAUCCAUGAAAUGACAGUGAUUGCAUCAAUAAUGGAAAAGAGACAGUAUUACGAAGAAGAAUGGAGUGAUGAAGUCCAAUAUCAAGAUUCAUGUACCUCCACAAGGGAUGAUCAAAUAGAAGCUACUGGUGGUGCCUCUGAUGAAGGGGGUCAGCAGGAUUUACCUGGUCUUACAGGUGAUGAACUAUUUGCUAGGGAUGAUGUAUCUACUGAAACAACAGUAACACCCACAGUGGAAACCACUUCAUUUGCUGGAAUAAUUGUGACUGAAGCUGAACCUGUAGAGGAAAAAGAAGUGAAUGAAAUUUCGUCUAUUAGCAAAGAAAUUUCUUUAACAUCAGUAGGAAAAUUUCCUAUGGCAUUACCCAUGAUUGGGAAAUCCAUAGCUGACAAUGAAAUAUAUGAAUCUUCUGAAACUGGCGGUGAUACAACAGAGGAAAAAUUAUCACCGAUAGACGAAACACCCCAGGAUGAUUUUCUAGAUGAAGAACAAGAAGUAUUAAAACCUGCAGUGGUUGAAAAGCAUGUGAAAUUUCAAACCGAUAUAGGUCAUCUACGCUCGGGGUCAAGUGAAGACUUGGUAAAGACAUCAACGUCGUCAUCAGAAAUGGAACCUACUAUUUUAGCUGCAUCGUAUGACCUAGAUUCGGGACGAGUGUCAAAGGUUGUAGCAACAUAUGAUGUCUCCCCAGACACCGUCGAAAAACAGUUUGUAGCACCUCCAUCAGCUAAAGCAAUCCUUUCCAGUCCAGAGGAUGAUGUAUUUGAAAUAGAAAACAAAAGAAUAUUUGAGUCCAGUCGCUCUCGAUCAGAGAGUGAAGAAAGUACACCAAGUAUAAAAGAUAAAUCAGUGACUGUAAUAGAGAAGAGCGACAUCCAAGAAUUGAAUGAAAAGGAACUUGAAGUUGGUUCAAAAUCAGAGGGUGCAUGUGGUGGAAGAGACAGUGCGACAUCAUCUCCUUUUGAAAUUAUGUCACCUAGUGAAUUAGAUGGAUAUGAUCAGUAUAUGGAGCGCUUUGAUGAAACCAAAGAUAGAACAGAAUCCUAUGAGGAAGAAGAAAAUAAGGAGGGUAAAAUGUUUCCACUCUCAACAGAAAACAGAGAGUCAAUGACUUUGCAAAUUAUUCCCAAAAGUGAUUCUUCAUUUGACCAUUCUUCACUAUUAAGUAGUGAAACAAGUGAAAAAGACGAUUCCCCAUUUGACAUGUUAAGCUUUUCUGCACAACAGGACUUUGAACCUCUUCCUGACUUAGUUGAAAAUACAGUUGAGUCGAACAAACAGAUACCUUCAACGUUAGAAACACGGCUACCCAAUGGUCCAACAGAGGUUGAAUUUGACCCAGAAAUAGAUGUAAAUUGUGAACAAACAUGUUCCCUGACAAUUUCUCAACCUGAUUUGGUUCAAUCUUUGUCACAUGAUAAAGAUUUAACACUGGAAAACAGUGAGGUAAUGAUGGACAAGGCAGAAAAUGUCACAGAUGGGCCAGCUGAAAAUGUAAUGAUUGAAUCGCAAACAGUACAAACUCUUAGUCUGAUGGAGGAAUUGAACAUAACGAGUCAAGAACAUUUCAUUUCUUCAGACCAAACUUUGUAUGGACUAGAGAUGCCAUCGGAAGAAAAUACUGUUUUGACAUCCUUGACACAGACUCAACGCCAUGAAGUAGACACAGAGUCAGAUUCUGUAAAUGUCACGGAGGCAUUGGUAUCUCAGAUGGAGGAGGAUUCUUCUGACCAAAGCAUUAGCAAAGAAAUUGACCAUUGUGUUGAGUUAAGCACGGAAAAAAUACAAAUGGAGGAACAAGGUUCUGAAUCUGGAAAGCAGGAGUCAAUAGAAAAGAGUCAAAGUAAGGAGAAUGCCGAGAUUUAUCACGGCAAACGCGCGUUAGAUAUUGAUGAUUCAGCAGAACUUGAUGUCAGAAUGGAAUCUGGAUGUGCAGGUGUCAUUGAUGAAACAUUUGAAGACGAAUUUGACAAUGUUGAAGAGGAAUCUUUUGACACAAAUUUAAAUGAAGAAUGUGAUGAGAGAGGUAUCUUGUUUCAAAAUGAACAAACGGAGCCAUUUGAGCUUGAUGUGGAUCCAUAUGAUUUAGAAAGACCAUCUACACCCACCCCAGUUGACAUAAAUCAGCAUUUCUUUGAUGACGAAGCAGAGGCUAUAGUUAAAAACGAGGAAAUUGAAGUUCAAGCCAGCGAAUUUGUUGAAACAGUAUUGACAGAGGCCUAUGCUAGAAUUAAUCAAGAUACAACAUGUGAGAGGAAUUACGAAAGUAGAGCUGCUGAUUCAGAAGACAAACAGGAGAACCUGCCUAGCCCUGUUGAUGUAGAUGUAGAAAGAAAUAUUUUUCUGGACGAGGAAAAUGAAAGCACUGAAACAAAGAUGGAUAAUGAUGAAGAAGUCGCCCAAGACAAAUUCUUAGAAAGACAAGUUGAAAAGACGUCACAACAAAAACAUUCUAUUAUUAUGAAACAAAUUUCUGAAGAUAUACCAGGAAUCACAUUGACUACGCAUUAUCAUGAUGAUGGUGGUGAAUCAAUGCAAAAUUCACAGGCUACUGAGACUGAGAAGAUAUUACAGAGCGGGGAGGUGAAUCUUAAUGAUACUGAUGAACCAAUAGAGGCAGAGGUGCAACAAACAUUUGUUUUCUCAAGUGAGUGUAUUCCUGAAGAGCCAGAAGAUACAGUUGAUGGUAACAUUUCAAACGCUUCAGUACAUUCUUAUCAGGCAUACCAUGACAGUUUUGAAAAAAGUUGCAUUCCUGAAGAAAAUGACAGUGAGGAAGAAAAAGAGGAAGUUCAUAUAACAUCCUCAACAAGACCCCUGACUGUUGUUUUUCCCCAAGAUAAAGUGGACCAUGGGGAAAUUCAUUUCAUUUCGAAAACAGAUCCAGUCACCGACUCGGAGGCCAUUGUAGAUCUUCAGUCAACAACAAAUGAAUACUUGAAGUUUGAAGCAGAUGUAGCAGAAACUGGAUAUGUUGGUAAAUACGAUAGCGAUGAUUCGUUAGAGGAAAACUAUAAUGAAGAAGCACAACUUUCAGGUAAUACGUGUGAAAGAACAAAACUACGACAAGAUUCUGAAAACCUGGAGAUUUCACAGUGCACUUUAAAGGAGGAUACAAGACAGACAGAUAUUAAAUUAGAUGAAAAGAAAUGUACCAAGGAUAUUCUUCAAGAGCCUUUUGAACACGAAUUAUCUCAAGAUGACAUUGGGGACACUUCUAGUGUUGAAAGUUUUACAACAGUUGUUCCUGUUGAUCAGGAAGACGAUGAUGAUGGAAAUUAUAACCGGUUGGAUGAUUUUGCAUCAAUGUCAUCUUCCUACCAUUCCGAUGUCCUAGGCUUAGAUGAGGAUGAUAAAAUAGAAGAUUUUCCCAUUAUAGAUUGGACACAAAAAGACGUUAUAGAGUUUGAAGAGAUAAAUAGGAAGCAGAGUGAAGAAGAAGAAAAACGCAGAGAAUUGAAAAGAAACCAAGAAGAAGAAUUAUUGCAGAGAUUCGAAGAACUGAAAGCAUUGCGAGAUGAAAAAGAUAGGCCUCUUAUCGAUUGGGAGGAGGGAAGUGAAUCAUCCGUUGACAGUGAUAGAUAUGAGUAUAUGGACAAGACUGCUCUUUCAGUGAUAACUGAAAAUUCAGAUGAAGAUAAGUUUGAAUUCUUGGACAAUGAAGAUGUGAAAUCAGAAAAGUCUGACCGUAUAUUUGGAUCUCCUGAAGACUUUCCUCCACCCAGUCCUGGUGUCAAUAAAUUCUUCAAUAAAAGUUCAGAUAGAGAUGACAUUUCUAUAACAUCCUCGUUACUGGAAUUCGAAAGAUUAGAACAUGAGAUUCUGGCAUCUGGUUCAAGGGGUUCUAUUGAAAAUGAAAAGGACAAUAUUUCAGUUACUUCAUCAUUGGCAGAAUUUGAACGCUUCGAGAGAGAACUUGGCCAGUCAAGUUCAACCAGUUCCGUCGAGAAAAUGACAUCGGACAGUAACAGCAAAGAAAGUGAUAAAGAGGGAUCGCGGACUUCUCUAAAUGAUGUGGAUAAACUAGACAAAGAUAUGGAAAGAAAAGACUCUGUUGACAGUAUUACACGACGAAGUGAGACAUCAUCACUUGCUUCACUCAACGAAUUUGAGCGAUUAGAACAGGAAAUGGCAUUAGCGGAUGAACUGGAGGCUGAAGCACAGAAGAUCGUGUCAAUACUGGAAUCAGGAACAUUAAUUUCCGAAGACAUUCGAUCUGAGAAGUCCUCUUCACUAAUGACAUAUAGUGCGAAAUCAGCAAAGAAAAGGAGCGAAUUUCAAGCAGAAGACAAUGAGGACUUGGAAGAUUCUCUCAGUGAAGAAAAAACUUCCAAAAAGGAAGUAGAUCAAGCAGAGGUAGACUCAUUAGAUGGCGACGUAUCGGAAUUGACGUCUUUGACAUCGAGUGUCAUUCUGAAUCAAAAGGCCAUAAAAGAAUGCGAUGAAGACUCUUUACGUGAUGAUGAAGAAUCAAUGAAAAUAUCGUCGGAUUCUUUGGGCGAGCAGUUGGGAUUAAAAUCCUCUAGUGAUAAAGACAAAUUUGACAGUGAUUCUCUUGCUGGACAAGAAGGCAUAAUGGAAAAAUCCACUGAUUCACUAGAAGCAGACAAAAAGUAUUCAACAAUUGAUAGGGUGGAAACCGAUUCUCUUUGUGACGAGGAUGACAGACAAAAACCAGCAGACGUCAUGCAAACAUCAGUAGACUCUCUUGAAUCGUCGAAAUCACGAUCGCGAGAAAACUUAAUGGAGUCUUCAAUGUACAGUGUGGAUAGUUCUAUAUUUUCAAGGUCAUCUGUUGAAACCAUGAAAUCUGCAGGAUCUCAGCGAAGUGAUUCAAGUACAGAAAUAAUGCAGGUAUCUGCAGAAUCCUACGAGGAGAGGAAGCGACGAGAGAAAAAGUGGCUCAUCGAUAACUACCACAGCUAUCGAGAAAGCGGGCAUGGUGUUGAACCUUUAAUUGAUCAAGAGGGAAAUGUGUUGAAGAGUUUCCGAAUUGAUGAUAAUUAUGAGUAUGGAUGGGAUGAAUCGGACGAGGACGACGACAAUAAAAGCACUCAGAUCAAACCAUUCUCCUGGGGACCCUAUGAGGAAAAGAAAAAAAUUUACACUAUGGCAGAGUGGGAAGCGAUGAAAGAGGAAAAGCGAAGGGCGUCUUUGGUAACGGAGAAGUCGGUAACCCAUAGCGAACAAAUGGAAACUGCCACCUCAACUGUCGAGUCACAAAUUAGUACAUUAGUAAAAAAUACAACCAUUACAACAAAAUCAAUAUCUUCAUCUGAAACCCAAGUUUACUCAAGUUCUGAAAAAAUACGUUCCUCCACGUCAGUUAAAGCUACUCCAAAGUUUGGAAGUCAUCUGUCAGACACAGCGCCACAGAGAAUAGCGUCGAUAGACGAUGAUGAUUUUGUUGAGUAUGACGUCACGGAACACAGUGCUUUGAUGCAUGGUAUCCCCGAACAUCUUGCUCAAAAGUCAGGACCGAUAUACAUAGACCCUGAAACGAUAGAUUCAGAAGAGGAUGAGAUAAUCGACUAUCCUGUUAAAAAAGAAGAAUCUACAGAUGGGGCUGAAGGAGAAGAAACAGAAACUCAUAGACUAACCAUGAAGAAAGAGAUCCAUUCUAGAACCAUACUAAAAGACGGCAAGGAGCAGACGUUCGUGCACGAGGAGGCACAGAUUGAGCAGGAGGAGGACCCGCCUGAGGAACUGAAGGAAAGCAUGCAGCAGAUAAUCGACCAAUUCAUGGAAUCUCCCGCGCAGCCAGACCAGUAUAAGGCUCUGGAGCAUGACGUCUGAUAGGUCUCACCAAAAACCAAACAACUUACAAUCACAGCAUUAAGUUUUGUGUUGCCAAUAUUCCCCUGUUUCGUUGGAUGUUUUUAGGACAUCAGAUUUUCUUAAGCUUUUUUGAACAAGAGUUGUAAUCAUUCCACCGAGUUUGUGUUUUAACAUAAUGAAGCACCAUUUUUCGUCAUUUGGCAUUUUGUAGCUUUUAACUUGUUGCUGUAUAAUUCCCUUUUCGGAUCAUGCUUGACAUUUUUCAGAGAAAUGGAAAUACUUUGUUUGGAUAUUGAAUUUAAUUGUCAGGUUUGCUGUAAUGUACAAGAAUAUUGUAUUGUUAUUUAAGUGAUUAUAAUUGUGUAUAAGUAAUAUAAAUAAUCAAAAUAAAGAUGACCGUUAAAGCGAUUGUAUAAAUGUAUUGAAGAGCUUUUGUAUGUCUUUGUUAAUAUAUAGCUACUAAUGAUUAGUUAGACUGAGUUCUCAUUUCUCCUACAAAUAAAUGCUUCCUACCAUA
Molecule: messenger RNA, 22452 nt
Organism: Ostrea edulis (European flat oyster)
Lineage: Eukaryota; Metazoa; Mollusca; Bivalvia; Ostreida; Ostreidae
Product: ankyrin-2-like
Exons: 63
Coding region: 123-21953 (7276 amino acids)
Biological process (GO): protein localization to T-tubule; regulation of cardiac muscle contraction; signal transduction
Cellular component (GO): T-tubule
Molecular function (GO): protein binding
Source: RefSeq, a predicted model, not a curated record